AUGUUAUCGCGUGCUCUGCAGAAGGCGAAUAUGGCGGUAAAUAUGGAUAACGACAAAGAAUUCUCUGGUGCGCGGCCUCUGUACGUCGAGGCCUGUGAGUUACUGCAACAAAUUCUCCAGAGGACCACAGCUCAAGGGGACAAGGAGAAGCUAGAAGCUAUCAUGCCCGCGAGCGCAGGCUCCACAACGCCCCAGAUUGCCUUGGCUGCGCAGAGUGCCGAUGAACGGUCAUACCAUCCUCGCCAACCGGGGGAACCUGCAGAGACUCAGUUGUCCCUUAAUGGGAUGUCCUACGAGACACAUCGGGGUCCCGAGCACUCACGAGAGGAUAGCCAGCAUUCGUGGUUGGAUCCUAUAGAUGAGUCUGGUGGCUCGACAGGCUCUUCUGUCCACUCACGCACAUCGUCCUUGGGCUAUCGACGAAGGCAAAUACGUCCUGCAAGUGGCGGCACUGAAGCCGAGUUCGACAAUGCCUUGGAUGAGGCAAUUGAGGCUGCGUACAACGAUGGUUACGAGCCCGCAGCAGUACCUCCUCCUGAGCAACAAGAAGCUCAUGAUGAGGUCGUAGCCAACGCUCUGCGCAAAGUCGAGUUAGCACGUGAGCGCGUACGACAGACUGGGAGGGAGGCGUAUGAAUUGGCCAGCGAGAGGGAGAGGGAGCGCUUUCAGCUCCAGCCGCAAAGACCCGACUAUGCAGAUCGACGUGAUCCCUCUGAAGGCCAAUUUUUCGACGACUCUUCUGACGAGGAAGAGAGGAUCUUGGAUGAAUUCACUCGUGACUACGGCUUGCAUCAGGAACCUCUGAGCCGUCGCCAGCAGCCGGCCAUGUCCUCUAUGCCUCGCGAAUCUGGAUCCAGCGGGUUCACAGCCCGUACAUGGCAGAGUUCCAUAGGCUCUAAUCCUCCUGGCACCGGCGCCACAACACUGUCGACCGUCACAGAAUCGAUCUCGGAAAAGGCGCUGCCCAUUCCACCCACAUCCACAACACCACCGCCGCCCCUGGCGCCGCCACCAACACAAGCAUUGCCUGAAAUACCACAGCAGAGUCUGCAGACGUCCACACAGACUGUGCGCAAUCGUCGCAUGUCUGGCCAGGCGCACAGACAGCUGAAAAUCGAGACGAUGAAGCUAACGCCAUCCCCUCCGCCGCCCGCUUUGGAGCAAAAGUCGCCCUAUCCGGACACCUCUCCGCCGAGUGGACGGGAGUCUUCUCGACCCUUGGAAGGCAAUACACGUCCUCCCGCCAUUCCGCAUCGAACCUCGUCACCUUCAGUUGGGCCCAGUCCACUAGAUACACGGCCGCUCGAUUCGCCUUUUGCACCACGAGCGGCACAAGAUCCAGACGAUGCGGACACAGGACGCUCUACGUCUCCUUCCAUUAGCAAGCUGAAGAAGAACUUUUCCUCAUCCAGCUUGCGAAGUCUGAAAGGUCGAAAUAUGUCUGUAUCGCACCUCGAUGAAUGGUCCGAGAUGUCUCCCGGCACGCCCACCAGCUCUCACUGGACCAAUUCCCAAACACCCAUGAUGCCAAGCAUUCCCCCAGCAGUAGCUGUCAACCUGCAAAAGUUCGAUGCGAGCAUGCCCAUUUUCGAUGACAAUUUCCACUUUCCGGAUGACCCGGGCGCGACCGAUCUGAACGAUCCUGAGGCACCGAUCUCCUUGGAGCCGUGUCCAACUGACUUUUUGCUUCGUCCAUUCUGGCUCAUGCGCGUCCUCUUCCAGACCCUGGUGCAUCCCCGUGGUGGAUAUGUCAGUUCCAAACUAUUCGUGCCCAGGGAGGCCUGGAAGGUAAAAAAUGUUAAGCUCAAGAAUGUGGAAGACAAGAUUGCUAAUUGCGAUCUCCUGACCGCGGCUCUUCUCAAGCUGGCACGCGUUGACACAUGCGACGCAGACGCUAUGCUGGAGGAGAUGCAAGCUAUUGAGAACAUACUGGAGCAGGUACAAGCCUCGCUAGUGCGGAAACUCGGGAAUGAAGUAGGUGUUUCCAACGCCUCGGCCAUGUUCAAGGAGGCCACUGUGCCUCCGGAUGGCGAUAUGGCGAUGUCACGAUCUGCGAGCGUAUCGGAUCAGAUAGCAAGACAAGUCGAAGAUCCCGGUUUGAAGCAUGCCGACAAGACUCAGGUUGGCCUGGAGCUUUACGUUGAGCGGGAGCGCGGAAUCACCGUGAAGGCCCAGACUUGCACCAUGCUGUACAAGCACAAAGGUCAGGACUACCUGAUCCACCUUGUUGACACACCCGGUCACGUCGACUUUCGCGCAGAAGUGACAAGAUCAUACGCCAGUUGCGGAGGCGCACUGCUUCUUGUCGACGCCAGCCAAGGUAUUCAGGCGCAGACAGCGUCCAACUUUCAUCUCGCAUUCGCACAGGAUCUUGCUCUUGUCCCGGUGAUCAACAAGAUUGACAUGCCUUCCGCAGACGUCCCGCGGGUCCUAAAGCAAAUCGAGUCGAAUUUUGAGCUUGAUCCAAGCCAGGCCGUCCUUGUCAGCGCAAAGACCGGAAAGGGGGUGGACAGCAUUCUUCCUGCGGUCGUUGAGAGGAUCCCCCAUCCAGUGGGCGACGAGAAAAAGCCAUUGAAGAUGCUUCUUGUGGACUCUUGGUAUGACAACUUCAAAGGAGUGGUGCUUCUCGUCAGGAUCUUUGAUGGUGUCGUGAAAGCCGGCGAUCAUGUCGUAUCCUUGGGUACGGGUAUGAAGUACGCCGUUGGCCAGGUCGGAAUACAGUAUCCAAAUGCUACUCCGCAAGGUGUGCUGCGCGCCGGACAAGUUGGCUACGUCUUCUUCAAUCCCGGCAUGAAGAAGAUACAGGAUGCGAAACUGGGAGAUACUUUCACCACUGUUCAAGAUCAGCUCACUGUCGAGCCAUACCCUGGCUUUGAAGAGCCACAGCCCAUGGUCUUCGUAGCUGCUUUCCCCACAGACCAAAGUGAUUACACCCGAAUCGCUGACAGCAUUAGCCAGCUCGUUCUCAAUGACCGCAGCGUCACGCUGCAGAAGGCUUUCUCCGAGGCCUUGGGAUCUGGGUGGAGGCUAGGCUUUCUGGGCAGCCUCCACUGCUCAGUCUUCCAGGAUCGCCUCAAGGGCGAGCAUGGUGGCGAUGUUAUUGUCGUCUAUGAUUUACCGGCAUCCCAACUAGUGGACGACUUCUUCGGCAAGCUCAAAGGCGCUACGAAGGGCUAUGCGACGCUAGAAUACGAAGAUUGGUUCACACUUCGCAAGCAGACCGCUUAG
Molecule: messenger RNA, 3228 nt
Organism: Emericellopsis cladophorae
Lineage: Eukaryota; Fungi; Ascomycota; Sordariomycetes; Hypocreales; Bionectriaceae
Product: GTP-binding protein GUF1
Exons: 7
Coding region: 1-3228 (1075 amino acids)
Molecular function (GO): GTP binding; GTPase activity
Source: RefSeq, a predicted model, not a curated record